UCCCCGCCCCCCGCGCACCCUGCCGCCGCCGCCGUUCCCAUUCCCAUUCUCGUUCCCAUUCCCUUCACGUCCGCCUUCCGGCCCCGGCGCGCUCGCUCCGCCGCUCCGCGAUGGCCAGCACCUUCGCCCGCGCCCUCUCCGCCCGCCGCUCCGCCGGCCUCCUGGCCAUGGUGGGCGCCGGCUCCCUCGCCGCCGGCUUCCUCCUCGCCCGGGACACGGUCAGCGCGGGCGACCGGCAGCGGCGGCGCUACCCGCCCAGCGCUGAGUACCCCGACCUGCGGAAGCACAACAACUGCAUGGCCAGCAAUCUGACGCCAGCCAUCUAUGCCAGGCUCUGUGACAAAGCAACCCCAAAUGGCUGGACCUUGGACCAGUGUAUCCAGACGGGUGUCGACAACCCCGGCCACCCCUUCAUCAAGACUGUGGGCAUGGUAGCUGGUGAUGAAGAAACCUAUGAGGUGUUUGCUGACCUGUUUGACCCCGUGAUUCAGGAGCGGCACAACGGAUACAACCCCCGCACGAUGAAGCAUGUCACUGACCUGGAUGCCACCAAGAUAAAGUUUGGCCACUUCGAUGAGCGCUACGUGCUCUCCUCCCGGGUCCGGACUGGGCGCAGCAUCCGCGGGCUGAGCCUGCCACCAGCCUGCACCCGUGCUGAGCGUCGAGAGGUGGAGAAGGUGACCGUGGAGGCACUGAAUGGUCUCACUGGAGACCUAGCAGGCCGGUACUACCGCCUCAGCGAGAUGACAGAGAAGGAGCAACAGCAGCUCAUUGAUGACCACUUCCUCUUCGACAAGCCAGUGUCCCCGCUCCUGACAGCAGCAGGAAUGGCCCGGGACUGGCCCGACGCCCGAGGGAUCUGGCACAACAACGAGAAGACCUUCCUGAUCUGGAUCAACGAGGAGGAUCACACGCGCGUCAUCUCCAUGGAGAAGGGUGGCAACAUGAAGCGCGUCUUCGAGCGGUUCUGUCGGGGCCUGAAGGAGGUGGAGCGGCUAAUCCAGGAGCGAGGCUGGGAGUUCAUGUGGAACGAGCGGCUGGGUUACAUCCUGACCUGCCCCUCCAACCUGGGCACCGGGCUGCGAGCAGGUGUCCACAUCAAGCUGCCGCUGCUCAGCAAGGAUAGCCGCUUCCCUAAGAUCCUGGAGAAUCUUCGGCUACAGAAGCGUGGCACAGGAGGUGUGGACACUGCAGCUACUGGCAAUGUCUUCGAUAUUUCCAACCUGGACCGUCUGGGGAAGUCAGAGGUGGAGCUGGUGCAGCUGGUGAUAGACGGUGUGAACUACCUGAUUGACUGUGAGCGGCGGCUGGAGAAGGGGCAGGACAUCCGCAUCCCCUCCCCAGUGCCGCAGUUCCGGCACUGAACUGGACCAAGGCAGCGCCAGGCCCAUGGGACCCAGCACCCCCAUAGCUUAUGUGAUCUCUGUGCCCAGCAUGUCGCUGCGUCCUGUUACCCACAAUGCGCCAGGCCAGACCUCAUAAAUGUGCGCUGCUGUA
Phalacrocorax carbo (great cormorant) is the source of this 1497-nucleotide messenger RNA. The record is from RefSeq and is a predicted model, not a curated record. Lineage: Eukaryota; Metazoa; Chordata; Aves; Suliformes; Phalacrocoracidae.